Brassica napus (rape) is the source of this 1434-nucleotide messenger RNA. RefSeq lists its product as uncharacterized. The record is from RefSeq and is a predicted model, not a curated record. NCBI's taxonomy places the organism in Eukaryota, Viridiplantae, Streptophyta, Magnoliopsida, Brassicales, Brassicaceae. Bases 1 to 1434 code for a protein of 477 amino acids. The transcript has 6 exons.
AUGGCUGGUAUAUCUGAAGAGGAGCAGGGUAGGAUCCUCAGGAAUUUCCCUUUCGAUGUGGAAGAUCUCCCAGUGCAUUAUUUGGGUUUGCCUCUGAUGACUCAAGCUAUGAGAAGACAAGACUUUUUACCGCUUCUAGAAAGGAUCAGAGCUCGCAUUAGUUCUUGGACCAGUCGUUUCCUCUCUUAUGCUGGAAGAUUGCAACUAAUAAAGGCUGUCUUGAUGAGUAUUAUAAAUUUCUGGGCAGCGGCUUUCAGAUUGCCGAGCCAAUGUAUCAAGGAGAUAGAACAACUCUGCUCAGCUUUUCUUUGGACGGGACCGGACCUCAAGUCUAUAGGUGCAAAGGUGUCCUGGCAUGAUAUCUGUAAGAAAAUAAAUGAAGGAGGUCUAGGCAUCAAAGCGUUGAAGGAAGUGAAUAAGGUUCAGGGGCUGAAACUAAUUUGGAGAUUGGUCGCAGAGGACUCAGUUUGGAGCAAAUGGAUCAGAUCUAACCUCCUUAGAAAGAAGAGUUUCUGGGAAGUCAAUGUGAAAUCACAAGCGGGAUCUUGGAUUUGGAAAAAAAAUGUUAAAACUUCGAGAAGUGGCAAAGACUUUUCACAUGAAAGCUGUUGGGAAUGGUCACCACACCUCCUUCUGGAGACCGUAGUGGAAGCUAUGCAAAAAAAGCGGAGAAGGACUAGGCACAGAGGAGAGAUACUAAAUGAGAUUGAAAUGGAGCUGAGUCACAUCAAAGCAAAGCAAAGUGCUGAGGGAGAGGGCAUGAAUGAUGUUGACUUGUGGAGAUGGAACUCAGGGUACAAACCGAAGUUUUCAACUCAAGAGACUUGGAAGAUGACAAGAAUUAGCUACAAUGGACCGGUUGCUUUUUGGAGUCAAGGGAUAGACACCGCUUGUGUUCUAUGCAAAAGAGCUUCUGAAACGCACAAUCAUCUCUUCUUCGAGUGUUCAUUCUCAUCACAGAUUUGGGAAUCACUCAUGAAAGGGAUUUUGCAUAGCUCUUAUUCAGGCAAAUGGGAGGAGUUGGUUCGACUACUAGCCACUCAGACCAUGGAGAAAAAUAAGCGAUUUUGUUUCAGAUAUACUCUCCAAGCAACCGUUUACAUGUUGUGGAGUGAGCGUAAUAGGAGACGUCAUGGAGAACAGCCUAUGCCUGCUAAUGUGUUGACAAAACACAUCAAUAAAGCUAUCCGAAGGAUCGGUCAUUAUGCUAACAAGUGCCAAAACCAGAAACCGUUGGUGACUUUGGAGAAUGAGAACGUUGAAACCGAGCCAGAAAAGGAAGGUUUAUUGCCAAUUUUCGAUGACUAUGCACAUAAGCCGAUGGCAGCUUUGUGUCAAUGUAUGAUGGGACAGAUAAAGAACAAAACCGCGGUCAUCAAGCAAACCAAGAAGGACCUUCUUCCAUUCAAAGGCCGAACCAAACUCAAGAUUUGA